CUUCAUAGUUACGACUGAUCGCUACCACCAUGGAAGGCGUACUUUUGUUGUUGAAUGCAAUCAUCAUUUUGACUUGUAAUUCUCAUGAUUUAAGAAUUGAUUUCACAAAUGUAUCAAAGCUAGUGAACUUUGAGUUAAUAUCCAGCGAGUUUCAAAGAGUUACAGACUAUUUCAUAUGGACAUGGACAAAUAUUUCAGCAGUUCAUGUUCAAAAUUUUGUUAUUUUUGUGGUGUUCCUGUUUAUUCUAUACCAGUUGGUUCUGCAGAGGUCUUCAGAGAAAGAAGUCGAAAAUAUUCUUGACCAGUACAGAAUAGGAGAAGCCAGAGUCAUGCAUAUUUCACAUUUCAAAAAAGACGUCGCAAACCUAUUUUCUACCAUUGAAAUUCAGUCCAAAGAUGUACAUAAAAAAUAUAAAAGAGCAGAAUCCAUGAUUUCAAAACCAGAUAAUUGUGUCCGCAUGAGACAAGAUUACCAGUCAAUGAAACACAACUGGAAUAAAGAAUUUGACUGCAUCAGCCGAUUUGAUAUUGAGUAUUUAAAAGGACAGAAAACUUCACACACUAAAGUUCUUCUCACUAUGGCUAAAGGAUUUGUAGACAAAGAAUUAGGUAUUAUAAAGAAUGAUAUGGCUGAGGAGAUGUUGUCGCUUGAACAAGUGGAUAGAGAUGUUAGAUCUCUACAGAACUAUUUUCGCAAGUGA
Mytilus trossulus (common blue mussel) is the source of this 701-nucleotide messenger RNA. RefSeq lists its product as uncharacterized. The transcript has 7 exons. The record is from RefSeq and is a predicted model, not a curated record. Lineage: Eukaryota; Metazoa; Mollusca; Bivalvia; Mytilida; Mytilidae. The coding region runs from base 30 to 701 and encodes 223 amino acids.